Habropoda laboriosa is the source of this 2104-nucleotide messenger RNA. RefSeq names its product transcription initiation factor TFIID subunit 5 (gene Taf5). The transcript is spliced from 11 exons. The coding region runs from base 1 to 1974 and encodes 657 amino acids. Gene Ontology annotation, cellular component: transcription factor TFIID complex. Gene Ontology annotation, molecular function: protein binding; RNA polymerase II general transcription initiation factor activity. The record is from RefSeq and is a predicted model, not a curated record. Gene Ontology annotation, biological process: transcription initiation at RNA polymerase II promoter. Lineage: Eukaryota; Metazoa; Arthropoda; Insecta; Hymenoptera; Apidae.
AUGGAUAACGAGAAAACUACUAUGCUUGCGGUUCUACAACUGCUCAGAAAAUAUAAUCUGAAGGGAACAGAAGAACUAUUCAAAAAAGAGGCAAAUCUGACAGAUAUCUCUGCGGAUGAAACUCAGCAAACUGAUUCUGAAGUGAACAGUGUACUUUCUGCUUACAAAAGUGAAGGGGACCCUGCUCUCUAUGAGAAAGCAUAUAGUGAAUUAAAGAAAUUUGUUGAGGGGUCCUUAGAUAUAUACAAGCAUGAAUUGGGUACAAUUUUAUACCCAGUCUUGGUACACAUGUACCUUGAGUUGGUUUAUAAUAAUCAUUCUGAGGAAGCAAAACAAUUGUUGGAUAAAUUUGGUGGGAAUUUGGAGGAAUAUUAUCAGAAUGAUUUAAAAAGAUUAUCCAAUGUCACUAAACGUGAACAAAUGGCAGGAAACGAAUUAACUGACACUUUCAAGUAUGUACUAAUAAGCACUCUUAAUAAGAACUUAUCAUAUGAUAAUUAUACUAUAAAUAUUUAUAAAAUGUAUUGUAAAGAGAAGAAGCAUAGUGUGUUGUUAAAUAUUAUACAAGAACAUCUUUAUUUUGAUAUGUAUGAAGGAGUAGCAAGGAAUAAACAGCAGAUUGAUGCCACAUCAGGUGCAAUGGUCGGUGAGGCAACUAGGCAAGACAAUAAGGCAAAAGUAUAUUAUGGUCUUCUGAAAGAGCCAGAGAUUCAAUGUAUGCCUCCAACUGAAGAAGAAGAGGAUGAUACAGGUGGUGCAGAUGGAGAUAAACCAAAAAAGAAGAAAGCUAAAAAAGAUCCCCUUUUUUCUAAGAAAACUAAAUCAGAUCCAAAUGCACCACCUGUUGGCAGGAUGCCUUUACCCAAUUUAAAAGACGCAGAUAAAUUGGAAAAGGUAAAAGCAUUGAGAGAAGCGUCAAAACGCGUUGUACUUGGCCCAGACACUCUGCCGUCUAUAUGCUUUUACACGCUUCUAAACGCGGUUCAUAGUGUGACAGCGGCCGAAGUGGCGGAAGACUCGAGCUUACUAGCCACUGGAUUCAGUGAUUCUUGUAUAAAGGUGUGGAGCUUGGUUCCACAAAAAUUAAGACUGAUGAAGACAGGCGAGCAACUGCAGGACAUUGAUAGAGAAGCAGACGAUGUAUUAGUAAGAAUGAUGGACGAUCGCACAGCGGAAACAUCUAGGUCUUUAUUCGGCCACAAUGGUCCCAUAUACAGUUUAUCAUUUAGUCCAGACAGAAAUCUCCUUCUGUCAUCUUCAGAAGAUAGUACAGUGAGACUGUGGUCUCUACACACAUGGACGUGUGUUGUAUGUUACAAGGGACAUUUAUUCCCAGUGUGGUGUGUCAGAUUUUCUCCUCAUGGUUACUAUUUUGCAACUUCUUCUCACGAUAAAACAGCUAGACUCUGGGCUACCGAUUCUCAUCAACCUCUUCGAAUAUUUGCAGGCCAUUACUCGGAUGUAGAUGUAGUACAGUUUCAUCCAAACUCAAACUACGUAGCAACCGGUUCCAGUGACAUGACAGUAAGAUUAUGGGACUGCGUAACCGGCAGCCAAGUCAGAUUAAUGACAGGACACAAAGCCCCGAUUUACUCCCUUGCUUUUUCCGCAGAGGGUCGAUUUCUGGCAUCAGCCGGCGCGGAUCACCGCGUUUUAGUUUGGGAUUUAGCGCACGGGCAUCUUGUUGCUGCUUUAUCAAACCAUUCUGGUACCGUUCAUUGUUUAUCCUUUAGCAGGGAUGGAAAUAUAUUGGUCUCAGGAUCGUUAGACGCUACGAUAAAAUUAUGGGACUUUACGAAACUUGCGGAGGAAAUGAGUUUGGAGGACGUGAAUGUGUCCCACAAUCCAGAUGUAAAAACAAACGCGGAAACAUAUCUCCUUCGAACGUUCGCGACGAAGAACACACCAGUGUUAACAUUGCAUUUCUCACGAAGAAAUUUACUCUUAGGUGUUGGAAUGUUCGAAUCGACUUAACAAAUCUAGUCGUUCUCGACCAACGAAUGUUACUGAUGGGAUACGGUCUGGCAUCGGUUCGUCAUUGUUGUAAUAUAAGAACGUUUGUUAAUAAAGUUUUUCACAUUGAUCAUGCGACGUACCUGAAUUA